Necator americanus (New World hookworm) is the source of this 1128-nucleotide messenger RNA. RefSeq lists its product as uncharacterized. Lineage: Eukaryota; Metazoa; Nematoda; Chromadorea; Rhabditida; Ancylostomatidae. Bases 1 to 1128 code for a protein of 375 amino acids. The record is from RefSeq and is a predicted model, not a curated record. The transcript is spliced from 15 exons.
AUGCGAUCAUUCGGCAAGUUCGUCGCGAUCCUGCUGAUCGCCGCGAGCGAUGCCGCCGUCUUCAGACGCGAUAAGCGGGAUGUCGAGCAGUCUGUGCCUCUUCUUGCGUCGUGCAACACGUACACGACAUGCGCUCCUCCAGCGGUGUGCAUGAGCGGACAAUGCCAGUGUAUGCAGCCCUAUGUCGCAAUGGACUCUUCCUGUGUUUCGGCGUAUCCAAGGAUGAUGUCUCCAAUGCUUACCUCUCAUGUGGCGCCAACUUACCUGCUGCCUCAACAGGCACUUCUCCACUACCCGACUCACGUACAAGCAGCUCCAGCACCUGCACAAACUGUUUUAUACCAGCCGCCGCAUGCCGUUGUGCAACCAGCGCCACCACCACCGUCUCCACAGCUGCGACAACCCUUGGCAUCACUUUCAGAACCGCAUCCUACUUUUGCCUUAUUCCUCGACAUGCACCACACAACACAUGAAAUGUCAGCGAUUCCCCAAGAAAACGAGCCAUCGACAGCACCAUUGCAACCUACGCAACCUACGCAGCCUACGCAACCUACAGCCACUACCUCAUGGCCGAGGUUAUUUGACGUCCCUUCAAUAGCCUAUCCAGGAGAAUUUUGCCAACUUCCGCAAACAGUUUGCGUCGGAGGAAGCCUUUGUGUGGAUAACAUAUGCGUAUGUCGUCGAGGAGAAGAGCCUGUAAAUGGACAGUGUGAAAAGAUAGAGGUACCACUCGUGACCGUCACUGAGGCAUCCAGUACUGUGUUGCCGACCAGUGGAACUACAACGGCGGAAUCGACGACUAGAGCAACUACUCCGGCUACUACUACCUCAGUCGCUACUAGCACGGCUGCGGCGACAACAGUCCCAACCACCACUGUGGCCGUUGAGGCAACCACCACGUCAACUACAUCUUCAACAACUGUUGAAGACACCACAACCACUACCUCGCCAACCACAACCACAGUAUUUAUUGGCAGAAUAGAUCCAAUCACCCAAGCGAAUCCAUAUCGUUGUGUUAGCUGCUGUCAACCGAACGCCCGUAAUUGCAGACCGCAAGUGAUUCGGAUCAAUUUUUCGUAUCCUACGUCUAGAAGACGUUGCUUGAACAACGUUGACUGCCCACGAUGA